CCCCGGGCUGCUGGGAGGCGGGGGACCGAGGCGCGCUCCUUCCCACCCGGCCCCUCGGACGCGCCGGGACUCGGGGGCUGCUCGCUCAGCUGCCCAGGCACAUGAUGUCCAAACUGCGGGUGUCCCGUGCGGGGCUUGGGUUGCUGCUGGGAGCAGCAGCAGGGAUCGGAUUCUUGUAUGUGUUCUACAAGCAGAGGCGGAAACAGCCCUGGUGGGGACGCGGCUCCAGGGACUCUCGGGUUCAGCGCAUGCAGAACUCUGUGGGGCCCCAUGAAACCGCAGAAUCCCUGGCACACAACCAGGUUCUGCUUAUAAGACAAGCACCAUUGGAGGCUGGUGAUGGCAUUACGUACACAUCUCUUUUAACACGAGAAGAGCAGGUGGAAGUGCUGAAUCGUCUGGACUUUGUGCUGAAAAACAUUAUAGACCUACGAAGAGAAGUGGAGGAGCUGAAGAACAGCCUGCAGAGUUUAGCUGGGGAGAUCAUUGGAGAAGUCAGGUCCCACCUGGAAGAAGCCCAGAAGGUAUCUCGGCGGAGACGGUACAUGUUUCCUAGAGAGAGGAGUGAUUCCACAGGGUCUAGCUCAAUUUAUUUCACGGCCAGCUCAGGAACUGCCAAUACAGAUGAUGGUGAAAGUGAGGGAGGGUAUACCACAGCCAAUGCAGAGUCUGAUUAUGACCGGGAGUCAGAAAAAGAGAGUGAGGAAGGGGAAGAUGAAGUGAGCUGUGAGACAGUGAAGACUGCACGGAGGGAUUCACUGGAUCUAGUCAAUGAGGAUGAAACCGUUUUGAUCUUUGAUUCUACAGUGGAAGAGGAACUUGGUCAGCUGCUGCAGCAGGCUGACCAAUUACAUCAUGGGACUAACCAAGAGAAGAGAGACGGAUUCCAGCUGCUGCUUAACAAUAAAUUGGUGUAUGGAGACCAGCAAGAUUUUCUUUGGCGCUUGGCUCGAGCAUACAGUGAUCUGUAUGAAAUCACAGAGGAUGUAGAUGAAAAGAAAUCAUAUGCUUCUGAUGGGAAAGAAGAGGCAGAGGCAGCCCUACAGAAAGGGGAACAAAGUGCUCAGUGUCACCAAUGGUAUGCUAUUCUUUGUGGCCAGUUAGCAGAACAUGAAAGUAUUCAGAAGCGUAUUCAAGCUGGCUAUGUUUUUAAGGAACAUCUUGAUAAAGCAAUUGCCCUGAAACCAGAUGAUCCCAAGUCUUACUAUCUUCUGGGAAGAUGGUGUUACCAGAUCUCUAAUCUGGGAUGGCUUGAAAGAAAGGCUGCUUCUGCUUUAUAUGAAACACCCCCUACAGCCACUGUCCUUGAUGCUCUGCAGAACUUCUUAAAGGCUGAAGAGCUGAGUCCAGGAUUUUCCAAAGCAGGAAGGGUAUACAUUGCUAAGUGCUACAGAGACGUAGGGAAUAAUUCUGCAGCUGUUCACUGGAUGAAUUUGGCUUCAGAGCUGCCAGUUAUCACAAAUGAGGAUGAAAAAAUCAAGAGAGAGAUGGAGGAGCUGCAAGGAAUCUCAGAAGAAUAAAUAUUUGAGCCCCAGUCCUCUAACUGUGUGUGGACAGUACAAAUUCCAGUCUAAAGGAUUUCACAAUCCAGAUAACUGGAUUGGGCUUCAUGGGCAAACCACAGUGUUUACAAAGAACAAACCAAACUGCAGUUUCAACAGCACUUCCCUGAGGAUUUUAAUCUUGGCAGAGACUAAGACUAAACUCUAAAUCUGUUCGUCUGCCUGCCUGCUACACCAGAUAUAGUUCAAUGAAUCCAGCACUUGACCUUUUUAGUGCAGCAGUGAUCAACUUGAUUGGAUUUUAAUUGAUUCCGCUAAACUUUUGAUUUUCACAUUCAUUCACCUAAACCUUCCAAGUAAUAUUUAUUAUUCAGUUUCCACGGGGAGAGGACAUAAAUAUGUAAAGUUCAAGAUGCGAUGUGAUCCUAUUUAAUAAAAAGUCACAGGUAUGGUCUAGUGUGUCAUGGAGGCAGGGAAUCAACAGCUACCCUGUGUUUCUCUGAAGGUAGUGACAGCCAUUUCUAAUAGGCAUAACUGAGGGUGUCAAUUUUUCCUUCCAGCUGAGCUCUGUUUGCUUGUGGCUUUUUCAAAAGAGGUUUCAGCAGUUGAGAAUCCAGGGUGGUCAUGGCAACCCACUUUCAGUACUAACACUGAUAAAAUGCGGGCCUGAUAUUUGCACAGAGGCUCCAACGAGGUACCAGGGUAAAGCCACUGUAGUUGGUGUCUCAUUUUACAUUGGUUCUAGCUGUCUGCUGUCCUGAAGACAGUGAAACAUUCUUAUUUUCCAUUACACUUAUGGCUUGAAGUCGAAAGUGACACUAGAUCGUAAGAAAAGACAGUUACUAAGAAACCAUAAUACCAAAGGCAAGAGUUUUUGUUCAGCCCGCCCUCUCUCCCCCAUUUUCUGAAAACAUCAGUGAUGUCCAGACCCCUUUGCAAAUUCAUCUGGCUAGUUAGUGGUUUUAGUCAUCAAGGUGAAACCAGCAACACUCAUCCGCUUAUGCGAGGAGGCUAACAUCAAGGACCAAUGUCUCAUAAUAGUCUGUGAUAAAAUCUUAAACUUGGAACACAAACUGGAUUUUCUCCACUCACCAAAAAUGCUAAUCCUUUAAUCGAGAUGGACACUUCCAGAUUUCUUAAUUAUGAAACAUGGACAUCUUCUGCACUCCUCUAAAUCUUACCUACCUGAUGUAAACAACGAAGUUCAGCAGUUGCAGAGGCUAGCUGUAAUCUUUAUGAAGUACUUGCUGCAGAAAGAGAGGAACCACAUGGCAAAAUUGACAGUUCCAAGCAGUGUCUUUCUACCUAAUUCUGCCAGUUAAUGAAUUCAAAGUAUAAGCAAAAUGACACUUUGAAUGGGGGGCGGAGGGAGAAUCAAGCUAACCACUAAUAUUUGUUCCAGAGAGCAGAACAUUUUUUUCUUCCUCUUAACGCUUUUCCAGAGGGCAACACAACUUAACCUUGUUCUAUGCACAGCAGUUUCACGCAGGAUUCUAAUUGGACUUCCUCUUACAUUUCUAAUUUAUUUUAGCUAGCAACUAUCUGUGUGUGGGCAUUAAAUACUUUUUUACAUAUUGUAUAAUAUGUCUGAUUUGCUGUAAAACGGGAUUACGAAAAUAUUCAUUUAAGUUGAUUAUGCAUCCUGUAAUAGAAAAUGAGAUCUGAUUGCCUUUCUUUACCACAUAAACAUACGUACUAAGGGAACAUUUAUUUGGGGAGGGGGAGACACUUUGGCUAAGUUUUCUCUAGUCUAGCUUCAUCAUAGCUUCGAUGAGGCCUUUUGCAGUUAGCUUUCCCACGGAUCUGAAGUUCUCUUAUAAGCUCUCUGAGUCCUUGCCUACUGAGUUGCAUUCCCAAGCAGGGGAAAUGCUUCCAGCGUCCAGUCCAAGUUGGGAAGGAGGAGGGAGCAGUUUGAGCCCUGCUGUAUUUCCCAGGUUCCUCGGGACUCAUUUUAAGCCUGGAGAGGAGAUAUGACACCCUGCAAGUUUCACCUCCUUGUUCUUCAGGUGUCCUUAGGACUUACCCUAGUCAGUUCGCUACGUUGUCCUUUUCAUCUUCGCAGCCCCUCUCAGUUCUGCCCUGCCCAGAAACAGCUGGUCUAUAGUCCCACAGUAGAUGCAGCAGCUCUGGUAGAUUGGGGAUGCUGCAUGCUUGUCUGACGAGAUAAGUACCAAGGGAGUUUAUCCCAAGUCACAGCUGCAGCACGCUUUGGAUUUUAUACUGUGGAUUUUAGGCUACCCUGUCAUCCCAAAAAGGAACAGAGGAGCCAGGAGGAAAGUGCUGCAACAGAGGCUAUGGGUGGGUUGCAAUACUUGAAUAAAAACUGGACUGGGAGGUGGAGAGGCCUUGAGAGGAAAACCACUGAUCACUGCUGUCCCCCAAAAACCCUUUUGGUAGAUAAAAGGCAGGAGCACUGAAGCUACUGCCCCAUGGACAGAAUGGCAAAUCUCCAAAUAGUUAACUGUUUUAACAUGCUCUGGAAGAGAAGACUUUAGAAUUAUUCAGGUUUUGAAGGCAUGGACCCACCGAGAAUAUUUUAGUUAAGAUUAUAUCUACUUGUUUGUAAGUAGAUAUUAGAAUACAGUUACAAUUGGAAAUUGCCAAUUGAGCUAGUUGGUGGCUUUCAGACUUUGGUUCUGGUUAUUCCUUUCACAUCUGAGUGUGAUCCUUAUAAAUUAAAAACACUUUUUAAAUAUAUUUAAUACCAUUACAGAUGCUUGAGACAAAGUAGGGUUUGGGAUGAGGCUGACCAUUUGUGGACUUCCAUUCCAUGUAGUAACUUUGCAGCCCCCUAAACAGUCCCAAAACCCAGUCUGAAAACCCCUGAGCUAGGUGAAAUGAGAUUGAGCACCUAAUUAACUGUCCCUUUCUACUCCCUUAGCAUUCAUUUUGGAUGGAUGGUAUUUGAAUGUUUGAGCAGUUGGCCAAGUCAUGCUUCUACUCAAAACUGAUGGCAAAACUCUUGUUAAAUAGGAGUAGGAUUGGGGUGUUUGCAGAGCAUUCUUCUUUGUUACAUAGAAUAGCUCCUCAGGUAACCAAGGAGUAGAUCAGUUCCUUGUAUGUCCCUGGGAUUUGCUAUAGUUGAUGUGGAGACUUGCACAAAUGUGGGGAGCUAAAGGUUAGGCAGGUCCUGGAUCGAUGUUAAUACAAAAUCUGAGAAUUGUUCCCUUACACACAUACCACUAGUUGACAGUUUAAUUGGGUCUGUGGAGUACUUGAUGGAAGACCUUGGGAAAAAGACAUAUUGAGUUAAACACCUUCAGCUAUGAGAGUUAAAAUGUCUUCAUUGAAUAGGGGUGGGGAAAGGACAGUAAUGAGUAAGUUCUUUCCUCUUUUUGACAUUGUAAUGGGUCUCUAGUUAGAUUACUUCAAGUGACAAAUGGUGUCUUCUCUUUGCCCCUCCUUUCAUCCCUCUAAUUCUUGUUUGUGAACAUUUACUCUGGGCUUUCUAUGUAUUUGGCUUCCUGCUUCAGUUGCUUGCAUUUUUGUUUGUGUGGGGGCAGAGGAGUUGGGUUUUUUAAGUAGACUUCCAUUUGUUUUCUGUAAAUAAAGAUUUUAUAGCCUGGAA
Messenger RNA from Pelodiscus sinensis (Chinese soft-shelled turtle), 5070 nucleotides. It is a transcript of the gene RMDN3, whose product is annotated as regulator of microtubule dynamics 3. Gene Ontology annotation, molecular function: microtubule binding. Gene Ontology annotation, cellular component: mitotic spindle pole; mitochondrion; spindle microtubule. NCBI's taxonomy places the organism in Eukaryota, Metazoa, Chordata, Testudines, Trionychidae. The record is from RefSeq and is a predicted model, not a curated record.